Didymodactylos carnosus is the source of this 974-nucleotide messenger RNA. The record is from the annotation of a GenBank genome assembly. Lineage: Eukaryota; Metazoa; Rotifera; Eurotatoria; Philodinida; Philodinidae.
AUGAGCACUGCAACUCAAAUUACACUGAAUGCCGAUCUCUACAAUCAGGUUUGGUCAUCAUCCGAUAUGAAUCCUGAUCGUUUAACAUCUGAACUCAAUAGACAACAUCUAACUACAUCAUCGGCAUCCUCAUCAGGUCAAGGUAGCCUAACGGGAUCGGUUGGUAUAUUCAGUCUUGGUGCCAGUGGUGGUGGUUCAUCAAGCUCGGCCAAUUCAUUACUUGACAAUCUAAAACAGUCAACGAAAGACAUCUACUCGCUCACCGACAUAAAACGUCUCCUAACACAACAACAGUCAGAAUUUGAAUGGAAAGGUGAAAAAUUUUAUAGCAAACUAACUGCUGAUAAAACAAAUAGUGCUAUUGUACGGGAAAUCAGCGUUCUCAACAAACCAAUUGUCUCUACAGAUGCAAACAAACCUUCAACAUUUCCAACGGGAACUGUACUAAUCUUUACCGGUGUCUCUCUGCCAGCAGUUCCAUGGCUUUUGUGUAAUGGUACAGCUAUUUCUCGAAUUGAAUAUCAACGUCUAUUCUCUGUUAUUGGUACAAGUUAUGGUGCAGGUGAUGGCUCAUCAACUUUCAAUUUACCAGAUUUUCGUGGACGUAUUCCUAUGGGUGUGGAUAAAUCAAGUAAGACCACACCCAAUGCUAUAACGUUGGGACGAAUUGGUGAACAAGCCACGCAAAUUCUCACAGUUGAACAACUUUCGUCGCAUGUCCAUGAGAAUGGUACAUUCUAUGCAGAAACAGCUGGAGAUCAUUCACAUUCCUACCAAGAUCCAGGACAUAAUCACGGUGGCCAGACAGGUGAAGGGCCUUCAAAUUCGGGAGGAUGGGGUAUGAAUCCGAGGGGUGGUUCAGGCAAUGAUGUUGAAAAACACCGUCACUCAAUUUCGCUAGACAAUACACAUAUAACAAUUAAUUCAGCUGGCAGUCAUACGCAUAAAGUCGCAGGUCAAAGUGGCAGUACUGG